UGUUCACCUGCGGGAAAGUCAAUACCGAAAACCGUUGAUUUCCCUCGGUACAUACGUUAUCCGCCCACGGAUACAACAUACUUAUAUCCCGGCAAUAUACAGUACAGAAUAACCAUAUAGUAUCAGCGUAUUAGUUAGUACACAGUGCGUAAGUACAUCUCUCUCUCCCUCGGUCGACCGUCGAAGCGGCAUAUCGCACACACACACACACAGCGGCGCGAUCGCGCGGAGAGCGGACCUAUAAAAAAGCGUAAAAAAGCCGAAGAUGAGCGAACCGAGCCGAGCUGAGAGCGCUCGUGUCUGUCGGACUAAGAUGGCGGCCGUGCAAAGUUUUGGUCGUCCGUGCUGAUCGCUCGCAGCGGGAGAAAGAGAGAAAGGCGAAAGCUCCGGCCCCCCCAGGAGACCGACUCACGUCGAGGGACUUCAGCAUCGGCUCGGGAUAAACGAUCCUCUGCUACUUAUACUCUUCUCCAUCAUCGUGCUCGUGCGCGCCCCUGCAUCCAGUCGGUGUAUAACGGAGUAUAACACACAGUAAACGUCUCUGAGUUCCGAGCAGGCAACACACAGACACACCGACAUCGGUAGUUCGCGAAUCGCGUGUAUAUAUAGGUAUACACAGGGAGAAGCCGCUCUCUCUCUCUCUCUCUCUUGGCUAGGGUCGACGAGUGGCUGCUGCAGGAGUCGCCGUAAAACACCGUGUGUUUCGUUCUCUCAGCUGGACGUAGUUAUAUUAUCGCGGUGCAGUGCGUGUGAGAGAUGAAGAGAGUGUAAGUAUACGAGAGCAACGAAGACAGAGAGAGAGAGAAAACAUUCGAGCUACCGUAUAUAUUAUACAUCAUAUACAAUCGGAGCAGAGAGAGAGAGAGAGAGAGAGAGAGAGAGAGAGAAGAGGAACUGAGGAAAGAAAAGAAGAACGUGUGUGCUCUGCUCCGCUGCUGCCGCUGUAGUUACUGUUGCUGCUGCUGCUGCUGCUGCUGAGUUGACGAGGUUCAAAAAAACGGGCGGCCCGAUGCGGCUCGCAGGCUGCCCCCGGAGAAGAGCAAAUGAUGACUUCGAUGCUGUCCAGCUUUAAUCCGCCAAUUGUCAAGCGGCUGCUGGGCUGGAAGAAGGCCGAGGGCGAGGACAAAUGGAGCGAGAAGGCCGUCAAGAGCCUCGUUAAAAAGCUCAAAAAGUCCGCUGGCCUGGACGAGCUCGAGAAAGCCAUCACCACUCAGAGUUGCAACACCAAGUGCAUCACCAUACCAAGACCGACUGCAUCUCGCUGCUGAGAUCGGCGGGAUACUCGCGGCGCGUCGUCUGCUGCGACCUGUGAGCUGCGAUACCUCCUCGCACCGCACAGACGGAGAAGAGAACAGUUCAUAAGAGAGAGAUACAGAGAGAGAGAGAGAGAGAGAAUACAUGACCGAGCUACGACAGACGAGCGGAUGCUACUGGCCUCUGCUGCAUGCCUGUCUGCAGGACACGCGAGCACGUGCCUAGUCCAGGAGGCGUCGGCGACAACGGUGUGCAACGCGGCAAAGGACUACCCCACGUGAUCUAUUGCCGGCUCUGGCGCUGGCCCGACCUCCAGUCUCAUCACGAGCUCAGGGCCAUCGAGCACUGCGAGUACGCCUUCACGCAGAAGAGGGACGAGGUCUGCGUUAACCCUUACCACUAUCAGCGGAUACAGAGUCCGGAAUUACCGCCGAUUUAUGUGACGCCGCGGCACAGUCUCUCAGGCGACGAGACGACUCUGUACAACACUUCGGUGGAGGAGCUGAGCGCGAGCGUUCCCGAGAACGCGAGCUUUCACGCGACGCUCAAUCACCAGCAACAGCAGCAGCAAUUGCAGCCGCAUCAGCAGCCGCAACAGCAGCAGCAACACAACCAACACGGGAUUCCACAGUCCCCGCAACAGCAGCAACCAAAUAACCUAUACCAAGGAAUGCAAAGUAUGCAGGCUACGAGUCCAGCGAGUGUCGGCAGCCUUGGCAGUGUCCAGGGCUCGCCCCAUCCAGCGCCGGGUUCGAUGGAUCCCCCAGCGGACACGCCGCCGCCUGGCUAUAUUAGCGAGGACGGCGACAAUAUGGAUCACAAUGACAAUAUGUCGCUAUCGCGACUGUCGCCCAGUCCUGACGCUCAGCCGGUGAUGUACUGCGAGCCCGCUUUUUGGUGUUCGAUAAGUUACUACGAGUUAAACACGAGGGUGGGCGAGACGUUUCACGCCUCUCAGCCUAGCAUCACCGUGGAUGGAUUUACAGACCCCAGUAAUUCGGAACGGUUUUGCUUGGGACUAUUGUCGAACGUUAACCGCAACACCGUAGUCGAGCAAACAAGACGACACAUUGGGAAAGGCGUUAGGUUAUACUACAUCGGGGGUGAGGUAUUUGCAGAAUGCCUCUCGGAUUCAAGCAUAUUCGUUCAGAGCCCGAACUGCAACCAACGUUAUGGCUGGCAUCCAGCUACAGUGUGCAAAAUACCGCCAGGUUGUAAUCUAAAGAUUUUCAACAACCAGGAGUUUGCAGCACUACUGUCCCAAUCAGUUUCACAAGGUUUCGAAGCUGUUUACCAGCUAACGCGGAUGUGCACUAUACGUAUGAGCUUCGUGAAAGGUUGGGGCGCGGAAUACCGACGCCAGACGGUUACCUCGACCCCGUGUUGGAUCGAGUUGCAUCUGAAUGGGCCGCUUCAGUGGCUCGAUAGAGUGCUCACGCAAAUGGGCUCGCCACGACUGCCCUGUUCCUCGAUGUCUUAAGUCAACUUAUUCUUCAGAGUGUCAUUCCCAUUCUCUAAUUGCUUGAGCCGACUCGCUUAGCCGGUUUACGCAAAGGGCGGCGAAGACGAGCGUAUUUGAACGUGACAAACCACACCUCUCUCUCGUCUACCGAUGCUACUCGACUACCAAGCGGCCGAAAUCGAGAAUGGGAAAAAGGACGAAACUGACCCGCGAGAACGAUUUCCGACUCCUCUACUUUUUUCAACUUUAUUUUUUUUACAUUUUAUUACAACACUAGUGAGCAUAGCCGGAGAGACACACGCCAGUCGACCCACGCAAGCUAAGCCAGGCAGGAGUUACAACUCACACACGGACAUUGAUACAAACGAAUUGGCUCUUCGCAGUGUUACAAGGUACUGGGAACAUUUGUUUAUCACCGCUUCCUUACUUACAACUGCAUUUAACGAUAAUGUCGUCUCGUCAAGAUUUAUACAAGUGUGACUCGGUUUAUGAACGUUCCCGUCGUAUGCCGCUUCUUCGUAAUCUGCAAAUGACUAAGACUAGCGCGAUUAGACUUCAUUUUUCCUAUAAAUUUUUAAUAUUCGAACUGAUUUAACACGUUAAUCAGAUAUUUUUACAAAACAGAUGAAAUGUAAACAAGCAUUGGGCAUGUGCAUAGGUAUCGUACAUACAUCAUCGGAACAUUACGAGUUCCAUUGGUAUCUAUGUAUGUGUGGAUGUAUUUGUAUAUGUAAAUGUAACGUUAUACUUUGAUGAGAAAUGAAAACAAUUAAUACACGUUUACGUAAUCGCGGAAUGUUUAGUAUUAAAUUUAUUAAACUUCACUGCGUACCUAAUACUUUCACUCGAGAGACAAAGUAACUUUGAAACUGUAAUAAUUGACAACCAAAUAAUUUUCAUUGCUAAGUGUUCAUAGUACAAAUUUUUAUAUAACGUAAGAGACCUCGAUGAAAUUAGAACCAAAAGAAUCGAUUUUUUUUUAAUAUUUAUCUUGUAACGAUACUUGUUAGAUCUAUUCCUUCUCAAUUUUUAAGGCUACUUUGUUUCUUGAUGUAGUACAGCAUAUUGAACUUUCAUAUUACUGUGCAGCAAAGUAUGACAAAGAUUUAAGCUUAGGGCACAGGAUCGUCCUCAAUUUUUUCGAGGCAAUGGAAAUAACGCUACGUAUAAUGGUGUCUUAUCUCAACUAAUUACUACUAUUCUUACUACAAGUAAGAACAAUAUUGUACUUUGUUCUAAAAAUGUGGGAUGCGUUGAGCACAUGCAAUUUUGCGAGGAACAGAAUAUCUUAUUUACAAGUAUCAACAUAAUAGAAAGAACAAAAGAAUUCUUAUAUUGACGAACAUAUAUAUUAUAUAAAGCAUCAAAGAGAUGCGUUAUAUAAAGUAAUGAUCUAGUGUGUCAGAGGCUAAGAUAAAAGUGGUUUAUGAUUACAAAAAAUAAUAUACGUUUAUUUGAACAGUCGAUUUUGCUCUUCGUGAGUCAGUGCACUUUUACUUGUGAUUUUAGAUCGUAGCACUUCAUUCCUCAAUUUUAUUUUGGACUAUUAUAUUAUUUGUAUGAUUUUAUUAAAAAGCUAGAAAAGAAUCAUACGCAUACAUACAUAACUAUAUACAGACAAAAGUUUCAUGAAAUGAUCUUUUUUUACUGUGUAUGCAGAAACGAGUGUUAAUCAGAAGAUGUGUAAAACAGUGUGUCUGAUUUUAAUUUAUUUAGAGCGCAACAAGAAAAAAUAUAUAUAACUACAACGUUUUACGAACACACUUUGAAUUUAAGAUUAUAUCUUGCAUAAAAAAUUUCGCGCACAAUAAAUUUUUAUGAAACAAAAAAAUGGCAACCGCCGGGUGUUAAGUGCGUUAAAUGUUCGCGCAUUAAAGUAAAAAGAAAAAAAAAUGUUGAUCCUGUCGAUAAAGUUGGUUUUGUGAGUGUCAAUAUAAAAGGAAUGGACCAAAUUUUCUUUGAAAAGUUUCUAAUAGCUUCCAAGAGGCGCAUUUCAUAACUCGGCUUACAGUGACGGAUUUUAUCAGAAAAAUAAAAUUAAUAAAAAAGACUGUAAAAGUGCGAGUAUAUUCUAAGAAAUAUGUAAUACGUACGUGGAAAAUAUGAUGAUCAGUCUGGAUAAAUAACAAUUGUAUUUUUACAAAAAAAAAAGAAAAAAGAAAAAAGCAACUAUGAACAUGUUUUAUGUUACAAUAACGCAGCGUGUGCUUAUUUUUUAUUAAAAUUUAGAGAUUUAGAAUUGAGAUUUUGUAAGUAGAUGGGAAAAGUUGACCGUUUCAAAUUCGAUUCGGAUAGAAAAGUAGUGAUGACCGAUUGACAAGAAUUGAUGCUGCGUGGUUGGUAAAAAAAGGAUAAAAAAAGCGGAAAAGAAAGUCGUUCUGUCUGUCAGGGCGUUAGAAUUAACUCUUAUUUACAAAGUGGGUUAUUAUAGAGCGUGUUAGAUAUUUCUAUUUUAUUACAAAUUUUAUAUUGCACGAUUUGGUGUUAUUUAAGGAAAGAGAAAUUUUAGAAGAUACGUAACAAAAAAAGCUUUUUCCCAUUUGAUCGGCACAAAGAUUAUAAAAAUUUGAGAUUUUGGUGCAGUGUCGAAUCAGUUUUUAGCAUCCGGUGCACAAUGCUGUGUUAAAGUUUCAGAUCGUCUUGGUACUUUAGGAAAGAUUGAAAAUUCUUUUCAAGGGAUUUUAACAAGUUGACGUAUUGUAAAAAGUAAUUGAACGAUCAAUAAUACACGCGAUCAUUAUUCAAUUUUCAAUGUUUAUCAAAUUGUAUAAAAGGAUGCGUUUCGAAUAAUUCCUUCGGUUUUCUGUGCUGUUUAUUAUAGGUGAAAAACGUGUAAAGUGCAGUUUUAAACGUUUUCGAUCUAAUUUGGGAAUUAGAAUUGAGUAUGCUUUUUUUAUGCUGAGCAAGCCCAACAAUACUUCGAUAUAUAAUGAUUUUUAGAUGAAAAUGGCAAAUCGGAAUUAAAUUGUAAAAAAAAUGGUACACACAUACAAAAAAAGAUCAAUUAUAAUAACUUAGUUAACGGUAAAAUAUUAACAACGUUUUUUAGAAUGUAAUGAAUUACGUAAAGAAAAAGUGUCGACAAUUGUAGCAUAGAAUUUUCGAUUGUAGUUAAUACACGAUUUUUUGAUCGAUUUUUUGUUAAUCUUGUUUUGCUUUGAUAUUUUUUACUAAGAACAUUGUGUGUGAAGCAAGCACUUAAAAUAUGUUUAGUUAUUACGCGCUCCACUACAUACGAUUACGAUAAAAGAAUAAUUUCGGGUGGAAAAUGUAGGUUUUCAUAUUUUGUAAAUGAUCAACAAAUUUUAUAUUCUUUUGCUUUAACUUGUCACAGAAAGGGUGAUUUUUAAUAGUUUGAUAACGGAAUGCCACUUUUUUAUUCAACUUAAUACUUCCAUUUUUUAAGCUAUCUUGAAUGUUUCCCUCUUCUAGUUUCCUAAGGGCAUCUUAGCUUUCGGUAGUGCGUUUGGAGUUCAGAAACGUCGUCUGUAAUGCACAAUUUUUCAAGAGAGUCAAUUUCGAAAGUUUUUACCAUUUUAUUUUUUUAAUAAGGAAUCUAUCAGGGGAAAACGUAGAUUAAAAUAAUCAUGAUCGUUUUCUUGAAUGUAAUACACAAGUUUGAAAAAGUAAAAGCAAAAAUUGUGUCGACAAUUCACGCAUCAUGCAAUUUGAUUGAAUCUAUUGGAAAUUGUUAUGUCUUAUAACAAGACCUAUUGUAAUUUCCCAUAUUAUUUAUUGCGCUGUGCUUUAUAAACGCAUGCGAGAUGUUCAAUGAAAAAUAAACUGAGUGAUGUUGGGAUGCGGUAGCGAAUAUUAUAAACGGAAUGCAAUGCAAGAUAUAGGAAGUGAGACUUUUCUAUAGGCACCCUGUGUAGCAAUAUUAUCGCAAAAUUAUGUAAAGUAUGUAAUCGCUAACAAUUGUAAUCUUUGGUCUGCAAAUCAUUUUUCAAUAUACAUCGUCUUGUUUGUUAAAGCAUAUAUACACACGUAUGUACACACGCGCAGAGUGCCUGUAAAAAUCGUUGUUUUUUUUUUUUUUUAAGUUACUGACGACCAUUGCGUCUUCAUUAGCGCUACUCAUACUAACAACCAACCUGUAAACCCCUGUACAUUGUAUACUUCGUGCUUACGCUAGUUUUGUUUCUGUCGCAUUUUAUCAAGAUUGUACAGCACUUCGGGCAAGGAAGACGAUAAAAGGUGAUAUUAUAAAAAUGAAAAAAAAACAUACACUUUGAGUACAUAUUUCAAGCUUUGUACCAAGCGAUACCAAUCCGUCGUUCUUUUCACGCACGACGGACGAUUCUUCUUCUUUUUCUUUUUUUUUUUUUUUAGAUUCUAGUAUAUUUCUUAGAUUAAGCUGCGGGCUGGGCUUGCACGAGAAUGAAAUGUGAGCAGGGUCUUCUUGACAUUCAAGAUUUUAUACGUUUUCGGAUACACUGUCAUAUUGUUAUAAACCAUUGUCGAAAGUGAAUCGCCGUUGUUUUGCAGACUCAUCGAAUUUUGUUUGAAACGGAAGAUAAAUGGGCGAGAUAAAACACAUGAAAAAUCAUUUUCUGACGCUAGCAUAUCUAACUUAGAACUCGUGGAAACCCAUCCCGAAGUCGUCGGGCAGCUCGAAUCAGCGCAAGUGUAAUCUCUCUCUCUGUUCUUCUUUGACUGUUCUCUUACACCGCUACUUUUCGAAUAAUUAAACGUGCUCGUUCCUUUUGUAAGAAAAUAAAGCGUCGAAUCAGAUCAAUGAAAUCGGCUUUUGAUCGUCACUGGUGUACGCUUAUCGACGAGUCUCGAUGAACAGAAAGUAAACCUAUCAAGGAAUUGACUCACAGCUCUGCCAAGCGAAUUGGCCGUAGCUCUUACCUCCGCGCAGACUGCCAUUAGUAUACUUGUGAGCUAUUCCACUGGCCAAGAGUCAAAACGGCUUACGGCCGGUCAUAGGCGAGAAGACUCAUUUCUUUUUUACUGUAAUAAAUGAAUGACAAGAAAAAAAAUACGCCACACUGUGAUAACAAAAUAUGAUAAUUGCGCACUGCUAUGAAGACGAUCGAGUUUUCUGAAUCGCGACGUUCUUUUUACACUCGUAACAACUAAUUCGAUCAACAAAACUGCACCGGCUAAAAUUAUAUAAUGAGAAUCGAGCUAAAUAGAUCUGCUGAAUUGUUUACACAGCCAGGAGACACUUUAACCAAAGUUCUGUAAUGAAACUUACCAAAGCUUCGUAUAAGUAACUGCUACGCGUGUCUUGUAAUUUCAUUUUCAAAGUAUCUCUUCUAUAUAUGAGAAUCCGACAGUUUUCUAUUUUGUUUGUUUAUUUCGGAUGAAUCGAGCAGCCCGCCGAUCGCGGUAUGAUUCUACAAUCCUUUUCUUUUGUGAAAGAGUAUAUAAGUUGUGCGAGAUCGAAAGUGUGACUUUUUGAAAAUGCGUGUGCGUGGAAGAAUUAGGCGAGAUAUGGAUUGUGAAAUCUUGCGUGUGAGACUGUAUCAUAGUUAUAAAUAAAUGUAUAUGCUAAGUCAACGAUA
This is a messenger RNA of Nasonia vitripennis (jewel wasp), 8232 nucleotides long. It is a transcript of the gene Smox, whose product is annotated as mothers against decapentaplegic homolog 3. The coding region runs from base 1445 to 2734 and encodes 429 amino acids. Gene Ontology annotation, molecular function: RNA polymerase II cis-regulatory region sequence-specific DNA binding; DNA-binding transcription factor activity, RNA polymerase II-specific; I-SMAD binding. Gene Ontology annotation, cellular component: heteromeric SMAD protein complex. The record is from RefSeq and is a predicted model, not a curated record. The transcript is spliced from 8 exons. Gene Ontology annotation, biological process: anatomical structure morphogenesis; BMP signaling pathway; SMAD protein signal transduction. NCBI's taxonomy places the organism in Eukaryota, Metazoa, Arthropoda, Insecta, Hymenoptera, Pteromalidae.